Lactuca saligna is the source of this 621-nucleotide messenger RNA. Lineage: Eukaryota; Viridiplantae; Streptophyta; Magnoliopsida; Asterales; Asteraceae. The record is from the annotation of a GenBank genome assembly.
AUGUCUGAUUUGAAGGAGAAAGAAGGUUCUCUAAAACCCACGUAUUUACAAGCACAGUGGUUUCAGUUGCAGGCCAAACCACGAAACAAACCAGGAUUAAUUGGUGGGAACCCUAAUUUUCCAAAGGUGAUUUGGGUGACUAAUCAAAAUCUGAAAUUUAGAAGAUUUCAUAGUUUGGAAGCUAAGGCUACCGAUGACACAAAAAGCACCACCAAGGUGAAUAGCAUAGUUUGUGGUGAUUGCGAUGGAAAUGGCGCAAUACAAUGUACACAAUGUGAAGGAAAAGGAGUCAACACUAAAGAUCACUUCAAUGGACAAUUCAAAGCUGGUGGUUUAUGUUGGCUUUGCAGGGGUAAAAAGGAGAUUCUUUGUGGUGGUUGUAAUGGAGCCGGUUUUAGAGGUGGGUUCAUGAGCUCCUUUGAUGAAUAAACAAACUACCACUUUAUUAUGUUUAUAGAAAUAGAAAUUCAAGAAACGGAUUUUUUUUAGUUGUUUUAAUGAUCUUAAAUCAUGUAUAUCAAUAUAAUUUUGUUCCAUAUGAGUGCCAUUCGUUUCUUGAAAUUAACACGUUCAAUCCAAGAAACCACUUACACAUAAAAGGUUAUUAUAAAUUUACAAAUU